Aspergillus brunneoviolaceus CBS 621.78 is the source of this 1878-nucleotide messenger RNA. Its product is annotated as GATA transcription factor LreB. The transcript has 4 exons. NCBI's taxonomy places the organism in Eukaryota, Fungi, Ascomycota, Eurotiomycetes, Eurotiales, Aspergillaceae. Gene Ontology annotation, biological process: regulation of DNA-templated transcription. Gene Ontology annotation, molecular function: sequence-specific DNA binding; zinc ion binding; protein binding. The record is from RefSeq and is a predicted model, not a curated record. Bases 1 to 1407 code for a protein of 468 amino acids.
AUGGAUGCGCGGAGCAUCCCACGCACCCUCGGCCCAGCCGCCUCCACCCCCGGCCCCAGUAUACUCGAACAACAGCACCAGCAACAUUCAUCCUCGACCUCAUCGUCAACCACACCCUCAACUAUACCUCCCACCGGUCGUCCCACAUCGCCUCCCGUGGCUGCCACCGGCACAGCAGCGAUUCACUCCGCCGCCGCGGCCGCCGCCGCGGCCGGCAGCGCCGAAGUUGGCCAGCAGUCUGCCGACUCCCUUGCGCAUGGCAACGGCAACGGCAACGGCAACGGCGAGAACUGGGCCUCGCGGGUCCUGCAGGAGAUGAAGGACUUGAUGCUUCUGCUCAAUCGCGAAGGUCGAGUUCUGUAUGCGUCACCCUCGUGCGUCGAGAUCACUGGCUUCGAAGCCCAGUCGCUCGAAAAGAGCGACCUGUUCCGCUAUGUUCACGAGGACGACAAGUCCGUUCUCACUCAAGAAUUGAAAGAAUGUAUUGAGACUGGCCGGCUGUUGCGCUGCCAUUUCCGCUUCUGUAAGCCAGAUAGCAGCUUCUGUCUGCUCGAAGCACACGGACAUCCACAUAUCGCUCCCUCGGAUCCCUCUGGAGCUGGCUCAAAUGGUCACCGAAGACUUCCACGACCGCUAUCCCCAUCGCCACCGCAACAGCUGCAGCAGCAGAAACAAUCCGAGUGUCGAGGGAUUUUCCUCGUCUGUCGCCCUUAUCCGACUAGGGGAGCCCAGCUCCUCAACUCAUUUCUCGAACAUAAGAUCGAGAACAUCCGCCUCAAUCAGCGCAUCGCGCAACUCAAGGAAGAGGAAGAGGAAGAGCUCAACGCGACGCAGCAAUCUUUCAAUAACAAUGGCCAUUUUGUCCACACCUCGACCACCACUACCCGUCAAACAUACAUCACGACCACGCAGACGGUCACCCAAUCCACCACCAACCGGGCACCCGCCCGCGACACUCCCUCCACUUCCGGCGAGGACAACGAAUCCUCCGAUACGGUCACGAGUAACGCCGACGAUGCGGAUUCGCGCUCGUUUCCCGGCAUGGAGGGCGUCAUGGACCGCCUACCUGCGGUCGACGACAUGUCGCAUAUCGAGGGCAUUGAGGUCAUGACCGGUCUGUACUAUGGAGAGGGCGAGCGGUCCCAGGGUCUGAGUACCGGUCAAAAGCAUGGUCGCUUGGUCCACUACUCGGACAUUGAUGGCGAGUCGUCUGGCAACGAUCCCCAGGCAAGUCGAGGAGUCGGGGAUGGGGAUCGGAGGAAACGACUCAAGGGCGAGUAUAUGUGUACGGACUGCGGGACGAGUGAUUCGCCGGAGUGGCGGAAGGGGCCCGAGGGUCCGAAGACGUUGUGUAAUGCUUGUGGAUUACGCUGGGCUAAAAAGGAGAAGAAACGCCAAGAUCCCUGAUCAGUAAAACCUCUACUUCGUACUCCGUACUCUCCCCGGUCUCGUCUUUGCAAGGUGGGUGUAAUGGGGGAAAUUUUCGAAGGCCAUUGACGCGACGUUUGUCAUGAUUGUUACUGUACUACCUGCAUUAAUUGCCACUUAGGGUUGGACAUUGAGACCCCCCUUGCGAGGAUACCCCCUGCUUCUUUCACUUCUCUUUUCUUUUCUUGGGAUAUUUCUUCUUUUCUUCUUUACGGGCUGGUUCAUGUACUGGUUUGGUCGUGCGUGCUAUUGCAGCAGAGCAUGUGAAAUUUACUUUCAAUGCUUUUGAUUAUGACUUGGUGUCUAUCUAUGAUGGCAUGACUACUAUACGGGAUAUGUAUAUUCGGACUAAAAUCGAAUGGACUUGGUGUCUCCUCCGAUUACAAUUAUGACCAGCGCAUGAUCUUCAUUUUGGGUUGGUGGGAAGUGAGCUAUGUUCAGGGUGUGCAU